AUGUCCGGGCCGAACCUUCACCAUGCUCUCCUGCGACCGCCAAUCAUUCAGAUCCUGCGCGCUGCAGGCUUCCAUUCCACGCGACCGUCUGUUCUUGACACCGUCGUAGAUAUCGCUGCUCGAUAUCUAAUGCUGCUCGGCUCCUCUGCAGCCGCUCAUGCCUUGAACAGCCACCCAGACGACCCAGCGCCCAACCUGGAUGACAUCCGCCUCGCCUUGCAAGAUGCUGGUGCGCUACGACCGCAGAUGAGGGAUACAGAAGAGACAUGGCGAGGGGAAGAAGAUCUACGAGGCCUCGAGGCGUUUCUCAGCUGGUUUAUGGGACCGGCGAAUCGCGAGAUUCGACGCAUCGCGGGAUUUGUGCCCAGUGAAGGCGACGUGAUCGACGCCGAUUCUCUCGAGAAGGAGGACUACCUGACGGCGCUGAAGAAGAAACACAGCAAGACAGGCGAGGAGUCGCGGUAUGCGGGGACCGUCCUGGGGAAGGACGCCGACCCGCAUCCUAUCAUCAUUGAAGGCGGUGCAGCUACCAGCAUUCGAGAAUGGGGCAUGCAGAUCAGGGCACGGGAGCCUUCCACGGAGAGUGUGUCGUCCGCCAUAAGCAGUGUACCGAGCAGUCUUUCCGAUGCAGAAGGCAUGGAGAUAUGA
Molecule: messenger RNA, 648 nt
Organism: Rasamsonia emersonii CBS 393.64
Lineage: Eukaryota; Fungi; Ascomycota; Eurotiomycetes; Eurotiales; Trichocomaceae
Exons: 1
Coding region: 1-648 (215 amino acids)
Cellular component (GO): transcription factor TFIID complex
Molecular function (GO): protein heterodimerization activity
Source: RefSeq, a predicted model, not a curated record